CAAAUACUGUACAUAAAUUGGGCUUGCGUAGAGGCCGAGAGUCUUUGCGUGAUCAACCACAACUAGAAGCUUUAGUUUGGUGGCAAUAACACACAAAUCUCGUAGUAUUAAUAUCUCUGCUUUUUAUCGAGUGAUGAGAAGCUGAAGUUAUUAUACAAUAAUGACUGGCCGGGUGGAAGCAAAUUAAAUUAAAGACCGACUUUAAUUUAGCAAAGACUAAAGUAUGAAAAGGGGAGAGAUGAAUGGGGAAGAAGGAGAUGGAGAAGAAACCCAGAAGAGGGUUUAUGAUUCCUCAGUGGAUCACAGAGGUGAAGUUCCUCUCAGAGCUUCAACUGGUGUCUGGAAUGCUUCCUUCUUCAUCAUAAUAAUCGAGUUUGCAGAACGACUUAGCUUCUUUGGCAUAGCAACGAACCUGAUAACUUACCUAACCAAAGUAAUGCACAAUGACCUGAAAACAGCUGCUAAGAAUUCAAAUUAUUGGACGGGUGUCACUACCAUAAUGCCAUUGGUGGGAGGUUUCCUUGCUGAUUCCUAUACCGGUCGCUUCUCCAUGAUUGUAUUUUCUUCUAUCUUCUACCUUAUGGGACUGUGUCUUCUCACAAUGUCACAAUUCAUCCCCAACCUCAAGGCAUGUGAAGUGCCACACUGCGGAGGCGGCGUGCCACCAAGAAGAGUUCACCAGGUUGUGUUCUACCUUGCAAUCUAUCUAAUAUCUCUAGCGACCGGAGGGUUCAAACCAUGCCUAGAAAGCUUUGGAGCCGACCAGUUCGAUGAUGAUCACCCGAAAGAAAGGAAACAAAAGAUGUCAUUUUUUAACUGGUGGAAUGUGUCACUUUGUUGUGGGUUGUUGCUUGGAGUGACAGUGAUAUCUUAUGUUGAGGACUAUGUUAGUUGGGGAGCUGCUGCUGUGAUUCUUACUGCCACUAUGGGGUUAUCAACACUGGUGUUUUACUUGGGAAGGCCAUUUUUCAGAUAUAGAGUUUCAGUUGGCAGUCCUUUAAUACCUUUGUUUCAGGUCAUAGUUGCAGCUAUUGCAAAGAGGAAUUUGGUUCAUCCUUUAACCCCUGAACUGCUGUAUGAAGUUGAGAAAUCAAAGAAUCCCAAAGUCAGGCUGCUCUCACACACAAAUAGCCUCAGGUUUCUUGAUAAAGCUGCAAUAGUAGAAGCCUGUAACGAUCCUCAAGAUGUAGAAGCUAGAAAAAAGAAUCCAUGGAGACUGGCAACAGUCACACAGGUUGAAGAAACCAAACUCGUACUCAACAUGAUUCCCAUCUGGUUAUCUUCCCUAAUGUUGGGAGUAUGCAUGUCUUUUGGCUCAACCUUCUUCGUCAAGCAAAGCACCGCAAUGAACCGACACAUAGGUCACUUUGAGAUCCCCCCAGCAAGCAUUUACGCCUUAUCUGCUCUAGGUUUGUUGUUAUCAGUGAUCGCGUACGAGAAGGUCUUCG
Molecule: messenger RNA, 1448 nt
Organism: Cuscuta epithymum
Lineage: Eukaryota; Viridiplantae; Streptophyta; Magnoliopsida; Solanales; Convolvulaceae
Source: the annotation of a GenBank genome assembly